Molecule: messenger RNA, 2602 nt
Organism: Stereum hirsutum FP-91666 SS1
Lineage: Eukaryota; Fungi; Basidiomycota; Agaricomycetes; Russulales; Stereaceae
Exons: 4
Coding region: 154-2520 (788 amino acids)
Biological process (GO): carbohydrate metabolic process
Molecular function (GO): hydrolase activity, hydrolyzing O-glycosyl compounds; carbohydrate binding
Source: RefSeq, a predicted model, not a curated record
GAGAGGGGUAACAAAUUUCUCGAUCUUACGGAACCGUAAUCCUUGUGCCUGGCUUCCGUACUAUAAGACCGAAGUUCUCGAAGAUGUGCACAUUCUUAGGCGUCCGCGAAAGAUCAACAGGUCGUCUUCUUACAGGCUCAGCCAUCUGUCAACAUGACUGGUUCCGGUUUUCUUUUGCCUCUUUCGGCGACUCUAUUAUCUACCCUCAUUCCUGCGCUCUCGCUAUCACUGAGCCCACGGUCACUUUCAACCACACAACCAUCUGUGACGUACGAUCUUGGCUCCAAUUUCUCCCUCAUAUGGAACGCAGACGCAUCUCAAAUUUCCAUCCAAUCCGGAGAAACGCAGGAUAUUAUCUGGGCCACUGUUCCUGGCACUUCCUUCGUCAGCGCAAGUGCGGGGAACGACUCUGUUGAGGCAGCCAACGGUAACUUCAAGAUUACCCAGGUUGAUCAGGACUCCUGCCUGGACCAGAGCGUCGCCUCAGUGGCCCAAUCUUCGGACGGUGGCGUCAUCGUUGGCGGAGAGUUGUCCACCUGCAUCGGCGUCGGCACAUUAUCCGGCGGGGAGACCUCUGCUCGGUAUACCCUACAAUUCUCGAUACCCCAGGGCUUCACCGACCGCGUAGCCUUCUCUCUCGAUGUCACAGGCUCGACCAACCACUCCUUCCCGCUGAAGAAGGCCUUCCUAUCUUACCAAUCUGAUGCGUCUGAAGACUUCUACGGAUUCGGGGCUCAACCAUCGUUUGCUUCGCUGAAAGGCCAAUCUAUCCCUAUAUUUUCUCGGGAACAAGGCGCGGGACGCGGCGACGAGCCUUUGACGACGCUCGCGAAUCUGAAUUCAUUCUUCUCCGGUGGGGAUAAAUUCACAACAUAUACCGCUAUUCCACAGUACAUCACCACCGAUGGCCACGUCUUCUACCUCACCGAGCAGUACACGGCCUAUACGAACUUCGAUCUCACACAGCCCGAUGUCGUGACGGUUCGAUACGACGGCCUCAGCGUUGAAGGUCAUGUGGCGAAGGUGUCUCCCGGGAAGAACAGCGUGCUGCUAGACGCGGUCGAGUUAUUGACGGAGUAUACGGGGAGAAUGCCGGUGUUGCCGACAUGGGUCGAUAAGGGCGCGGUAUUGGGCAUUCAGGGCGGGCAGGAUAAGGUUGACGGUAUCAUCAUCGAGGCGCUCAACUCCAGUACCCCGAUUGCUGCGGUUUGGCUCCAGGACUGGGUAGGGACGCAUAGUCAAACCGGACCCUACGUCAAAAUCUCGCGCCUCUGGUGGAAUUGGGAGAACGACGAAGUACUUUAUCCCAACUGGACCUCGUUCGUUCAAAACCUCCGCGACACAUACGAUAUUCGCACUCUCUCCUACGUGAACACCUUCCUCGCGAACGUCAGCACGAAAUCUUCAGGCUUCAAGCGCAACCUUUACGACGAAGCUACAUCCCAACACUUCCUUGUCCAGAACACCACCAUCAAUUCUACGGCUAUCAUCUCGAGUGGUCCAGGUUUAGACGCCGGAAUCGUUGACCUGACGAACGGCGACACGACUACAUGGUUCGCAGACGUCCUGGCGAACCAGGUCUGGAACUCCAAUAUCUCCGGAUUCAUGACGGACUUCGGAGAGUAUACGCCCGUAUCAAGCGAUGUUGCGCUGGCGAGCGGGGAGGAUGCUUUCACGUACCAUAGCCGGUACCCGCUUCAAUGGGCGCAGUUGAACCGUCAAAUCGUCGAGGAUCUGGACAAGACUUCCGAAGCCGUUCUGUUCCAUCGAUCUGCGUCGUUCCUGGCGAAUCGGUACAUAAACCUCUUCUGGGCGGGUGACCAGAACGUGAACUGGGAUAGGAACGACGGGAUGAAGUCCGUCGUUCCUAUAAUGGUUCAUAUGGGCUUUUCAGGUUACUCUCAGUCGCACUCGGAUGUCGGAGGCUAUACGACCAUUCUAUCCACCGUCGGCAAUGUUACGCGUUCUCAAGAACUUCUGGGACGUUGGGGCGAACUCGCAGCGGUUUCGAGCGCCGUCUUCCGUUCGCACGAGGGCAAUAUCCCAAGCGUCAACGCCCAAUUCUACAGCACAAGUGCGACGUAUGCAUACUACGCCUACAACGCCCGUCUUUUUGCCGCCCUCGCCACAUAUCGCCGUCAUGUCCUCGACAACGAAUCGACACUUCGCGGGUGGCCUCUUCUCCGUUCACCCGUUAUCUACCACACUGCCGACACCGCCGCCCGUGAGAUCUCCUAUGAAUCGUUCUAUCUCGGCUCAGAGCUCUACGUCGCUCCCGUAUACGACUCCCAGACGUUCACGGUCGCCGUCUACCUGCCUGGAGAUACGGCUGACGGGGAGGGUAGGACGUACACGCAUGUUUGGAGCAACGUUACGUAUGGAGGAGGGCAGACCGUCGAGGUGGACGCACCGUAUGGUCAACCGGCGAUUUUUGUCGUGAAUAAUUCGACAGCGGUUGGGAUUGAUGAAUUAUCGGAGUUCGUGAAGAAGGAAAGCGGGACAGUAUUGUCGGUUGAAUGAUCUGAGGGUAGGCUCUAAUGGAUGUUUCAUCCUUGUGACGCUUCGUAAUAAUUUCGCUAGUGUAGGGCAUAGAUAUUUCUGC